UCUGAAGCACCGUCGUCUGUUUCUCGAUCGAAGAUUUCAAUUUCAUCUUCGGACCCUAAUUUCUUCUCUCUAUCUCUCUCUGCCGCCGAUUCACUGUAUCUUCAAGGUCUCUCUGUCUUCCAAGCGUUCGUACAUUCACGCAGCACUUUCAAAUCUCGGCCAGCAUAUUUCUAUAGUUACGUUGUAUAGAUCUAUUCCCGCUUCGCUAUUUUGAGCUGUAGCGAGAUUCUUAGACUGCGGGUCUCUGUCAUUGGUUGCUGUGCAAAUGAGGGGUAGGAGUUAUACUCCAUCACCGCCAAGGGGUUAUGGAAGAAGGGGUCGGAGCCCUAGCCCUAGAGGGCGCUAUGGGGGACGUGGAAGAGACCUCCCCACUAGCCUUCUAGUUCGUAAUCUUCGCCGUGACUGCAGACCUGAGGAUCUUCGUAGACCAUUUGGACAGUUUGGUGCCAUUAAGGACAUAUACCUACCAAAGGAUUAUCAUACUGGAGAACCACGUGGCUUCGGUUUCGUUCAAUAUGUAGAUCCUGCUGAUGCUGCAGAUGCUAAGCAUCAGAUGGAUGGCUGUGUUCUUCUCGGUCGGGAGCUGACUGUGGUCUAUGCUGAGGAAAACAGGAAGAAGCCAUCUGAUAUGAGGACGAGGGAGAGAGGAAGUUCUAUAAACAGUGGACGAUUUUAUGAUCGAAGAAGAUCUCCUCCACGGUCUUCUCGUUCGCCACGAUAUUCUCGUUCCCCAGCUCCACGCCAUGCAAGGUAUUCUCGUUCACCUGCUCCGCGCCAUGCAAGGUCUAGGUCCCGCAGUUAUGACAAUGCAUCCCCGCCACCAAAACCAAGGGCUUACUCGAGAUCGGCGUCCCCACCUGACAGACGGAAUAGUCGAGAGAGGUCUUUCCCACGACAGCCGAGCCGUGGUAGGUCAUUCUCCCGAUCUCCGCGACUCGAUGGUUCGAGAAGUCGAAGUCCAAGUCCAGCACGGGGCAGAAGUCGAAGUCCAAGCCCAUUGAGAGGCUGAAGCCUGAGCAUUCGCUGGAGCCGAAGUCAACAGGAAAACAACUCGAAACUUGGUCGAGAACAAUUACAAUGUACUAUUGCCAUUGCUUAGUUUGAUGUUUCCGCUAUAGACAUCAUUUCGUCGUUUAUAUUGUUGUUCGGUAGCGUUCGUUCGUUGUUCUUAGGAAUCUAUGCGUUAUCAAGAUUUUGAGUUUUUUUUUUUUUUUUCUUCUUUCCUGUUGUGGUGAUGCAUUACAAUAUAUUUCAAGCUUUUCUAUCAUCA
Molecule: messenger RNA, 1270 nt
Organism: Cucurbita moschata (crookneck pumpkin)
Lineage: Eukaryota; Viridiplantae; Streptophyta; Magnoliopsida; Cucurbitales; Cucurbitaceae
Product: serine/arginine-rich SC35-like splicing factor SCL33
Exons: 6
Coding region: 266-1009 (247 amino acids)
Biological process (GO): mRNA splicing, via spliceosome
Cellular component (GO): cytoplasm; nuclear speck
Molecular function (GO): RNA binding
Source: RefSeq, a predicted model, not a curated record